CUUCGUUUAAACGGAAACCGCAUUCGUCCCUUCGAAGAGAUUACAAGAAAACUUAGGGUACCGAGUCAACUUCAAAGUAUUCCCUGGAAGCCAAAAAACCAGUGCAAACGCAUUCGAUCGAUUGGCUAGCCGACAACAAGAUGACAUCGUGGACCACUCUUCUUUUGUAUGGCUUACUCUGCUGGAUGGCUACCACCCUCGUCUACUGCAACGAGGAUUGCAAUCAAACACUGGAAUUUCCUGACGAUCACGGAUGCAAGUGCGUCCUUUCAAAUAAGACGGGGCUCCUGCUGACAAAUUGUAAAAAGGAAGAUCUGAAACUGGACGUAUCCAAACUGUAUCGAUUGACACCUUUCAAGAACAUGAUAGCAAUCAGUAAUUCUACCGGAAUAAUCUUGUAUAACGACGAAGAUGAUUUAGUCUUGAACGAUAUAAGAGAAGUCAGCUUAAUCGUGAGCAAUGUUAAGCAAGUAAAAAUCUACGAAAAGACGUUUGAUCGAAUAGUCAUCAACAUCGUCUUCCACAACAUUUUAAAUUUGAGUUUUGCCGAAAGAAGCUUCACGAGUUGUUGGGGCACGGCUUGGAUAUUCAACAACUCCGUACCAGUAUCAAUACAACCCGCCUUCAGCAGCAGCGACAUGGUUGUCUACAAGGAUACGGAUUCUUCAUUCACAAUUCAUGCCAGACCGAGAGUGACUCCACGUCAAAGGAUCAAAAUGGUUUACCAACUCGCCGCUGAAGUGAAUGAUCUGAAAAUAACCAUUUACGCCGUAUUGGCACUACUCGUAGCUAUCGUUCUAACGCUGAUCGGUUUGACCAUUGUGGUGGCCAGAAUAGCAACCCCAACAACAUCAAGUUUUACUCCAUUACCUGAUGUUGUUCCAAGUCCUCCGAAUAUACCCAUCCGGACAAGAAACAAAAAUCCUGUCACCAAAGUCUCAAGGAUUUCUAGGACAUUUUUAGGCAAAAGAAACGCUGGAAAUAAGGCCAAUACAAACGCAGCAAAGCAUCAGUUUCAUAUGAAAAAUCCGCGGCCUCCGAUUCCACUACCAAUUCACUCCUUCGAAUCCUGUUGAACGUAACACUUACUUACCUCUUCUCACGACAGCCAUCUAGCGGCCGGAAUUCCUCUUUCUCUAGCCAAACGAUCCGAUAUUUCUGCCUUCCAGGUAAUUCCGGAAAUGCGAAUGCUUCCCGUCAUUUUAAAGAACACUUUUAUUUUUCCAUAUUUCCAAUAACUUGCAUUUGUUUAAGACAAGACCCUCUACGUGGUCUAAUUUGUCUAUUGAGUGUAUGUUAACGAGAGGCAAUUGCGAUCGAUUUAUGGCUCUUCUGGGCUUAUUAUUUAUCUAUUCAUUCUCGGUUUUUAACUCGUUAGUCAGCCCCCAUUCUACCCCAAACGUAAUUUGAACUCGGUUUUUAUCGUUCAGUUGUCAACGUCCGGAUGUCUUUAAAAUAGAAGAGGGGGGGGGAAUAUCAUUUCAUAUUCUUAGGGGUUCCUCAUUAACAUUAAGGUCACACUAUGAUUUCACUACCCCCUUGAUGUCUUUUGGGCUUUACACCUGCACCACAGCUGGUGUAUCUUAUGGGACUAUGGCCGUGUUUCCCAUAAAGAAGGUGAUUUAUCGUCCAGAUGGGGCUAUAAUAAACUCUCAUCUUGUUAUCGUUCAUCAUUGGGUCACAUCUUUUUCUACACAGCUCUAACUCGUUCACACGAAGCUGUUUGCACACCGAUUCCCGACUGCGUCAGACAGAAGCCACUGUAUACAAAUACCAAUAUUAAUAUCCAUCGUGUGUCUAGUUAAAGUAUUACAUGGAAAACGUGAUUCCUACUCCGGGAACACGGCUCAUAUUUGGGUGUAACAACAACCUUUUCCUCCACUUUUGUAGUUUCACCCCUGACACAGAGCUUAUUCAAUUUCUGGUUUUUCCUUUUAUUCUUUUAAAUGCAUCUGUAUAUAUCAUCGCGUGAGCCCAUUUUUCUUUCCUGUUUUCCCCCCUCUGGGUUUCAUGCCUACAGCGGGACUGUCUUUUUCGCGUUUUCAAUAAACUUUUUGAUUCGUUCUGCU
This is a messenger RNA of Daphnia magna, 2069 nucleotides long. RefSeq lists its product as uncharacterized. The record is from RefSeq and is a predicted model, not a curated record. NCBI's taxonomy places the organism in Eukaryota, Metazoa, Arthropoda, Branchiopoda, Diplostraca, Daphniidae. The transcript is spliced from 3 exons. Bases 141 to 1076 code for a protein of 311 amino acids.